AUGUACCUGAUCACUGUGUUUGGAAACCUGCUCAUCAUCCUGGCUAUCAGCUCAGACUCCCACCUCCAUACACCUAUGUACUUUUUUCUAUCCAACCUGUCCUUUGUAGACAUCUGUUUCACUUCCACCACCAUCCCAAAGAUGUUGUGGAACAUCCAGAUGCAGAGCAAAACUAUCACUUAUGAAGGCUGCAUCACACAGAUUUAUUUUCUCAUCCUCUUUGCAGUGUUGGACAUCUUUCUCCUGACUGUGAUGGCCUAUGACCGCUUUGUGGCCAUCUGCCACCCCCUACACUACACAGUCAUCAUGAACCCUCGGCUCUGUGGACUGCUGGUCCUGAUGUCGUGGCUCUCAGUUGUCUCCUUAUUUUAUUGCACGAUGUUAGGAGUGUACCUUAGCUCUGCUGCUACUCAGAGUGCACAUUCAAGCUCGACAGCCUCAGUGAUGUACACUGUCAUCACACCCAUGCUGAACCCCUUCAUCUACAGUCUAAGGAAUAAAGACAUGAAGAGAGCUCUGAAAGCAUUCUUUGUGAAGGGAACUGUAUAA
This is a messenger RNA of Sus scrofa (pig), 549 nucleotides long. Lineage: Eukaryota; Metazoa; Chordata; Mammalia; Artiodactyla; Suidae. The record is from RefSeq and is a predicted model, not a curated record.